AUGCAGGAUCAAGGCUUUUUGCAACAAGAGGAGAGUGAUGCUGCCUUGGCACGGCAGUUGCAUCAAGAAAUAAACGGACCUGAUGGAAGUGCAAAUCCUUCUAAAAGCGAGACAAAUCCGAAUCGAACACAAGGUGGUAUUACUUUGGAAUGCCCUGCAUGUACCUUUAUUAACAGCUAUAAUGAUAUUGUUCCUGGUGUUCGAUAUACCUGUGAGCAAUGCCACACACCACUUUCUCUUGCUUCUACCCAGAAUCCCAGUGUAUUAUCAACCAAUGAAAAAAAACUUGUGAAAUGCAACCUUUGUGAAUGCUUGAACAAAAUUCCUAAUGGAACUUAUGAUGCCAUCCUCUGUGGUGGUUGUUCUCAUGAGCUAAAAAAAGGUCAGACGCAAAAUAACAGUCAACCUCAGCAAUCACAUUCUGAAACAACACGACGAAUUCAAGUUCGCUGUGGAGAAUGUGGUAGUGUAAAUGCCGUACAAGUUGGAAACGAUGUGUUUAAUGUUCGUUUUGAAUGUGGCUCUUGUCAGGUGGUUAACGAAGUAUCUCUGCAAUGA
This is a messenger RNA of Trypanosoma theileri, 558 nucleotides long. RefSeq lists its product as uncharacterized. The coding region runs from base 1 to 558 and encodes 185 amino acids. NCBI's taxonomy places the organism in Eukaryota, Euglenozoa, Kinetoplastea, Trypanosomatida, Trypanosomatidae. The record is from RefSeq and is a predicted model, not a curated record. The transcript has a single exon.